Plasmopara halstedii is the source of this 4299-nucleotide messenger RNA. Its product is annotated as voltage-gated ion channel superfamily. Gene Ontology annotation, cellular component: membrane. Gene Ontology annotation, biological process: regulation of membrane potential; potassium ion transmembrane transport. The record is from RefSeq and is a predicted model, not a curated record. The coding region runs from base 1 to 4299 and encodes 1432 amino acids. The transcript has 6 exons. Gene Ontology annotation, molecular function: voltage-gated potassium channel activity. Lineage: Eukaryota; Oomycota; Peronosporomycetes; Peronosporales; Peronosporaceae.
AUGAAUGACGAGCAAGCGACCACAGAGCUACAUUCAACGGACCGGGAAAUUAGAAAGACAAUGAGUGAGAUUGGCGAUCGAGGCCAACUACGAAAAUCAGCAUGCUUACAGAACCGACUUGAUCAAAUGCAAGCUGAUAUUCAAGUCACUCAUCAGAUGAUAGGGGACUUGACCACACUUUUAUGCCAACAACUGCAGACAUCCAAUUCUUCAAAUUAUAUAAACCAGAAAUUUAAUGAAGCAUCACCUUCAUAUUUAACAGUUUUGGCCAAGAGCUCAUCACUUCAGUCUUUGGUAGAAAAUGGCAUUGCUCCUAUGGUUUUGAGUUCAUCAGAUUAUCUCGAUACAAAUUAUGCUACUUCAAAUUCUCGCUUUAAUACUCGGACAGAAAUACAAACAAAUGUUCAUAAGAGUCGUAUUGGAUUGAUGCAAGGAUCCAAUUCGGCUUUAACAAGUUUCCCCCCACUUGAUGGCCUAAAAAAGAAAAAGCUUGGGCUUGUUGUUCUGAAUAAUAAAUUGAUGGCAUUUCAGAAGGCCCUCAUUCGAAGUCAAGAUUUUCAAAAAAAUCAAGCGGAUGCCUCGAGUGAGACAGCAACAACGAUGACACCUAAUGAUGCAAAUGCACCAGCAACGGUGUCAUCUGAUCAAGAAAAUACAUGUGCAUUGAUUGAGGAGGAUAUGGUCACACGGCGCUUCUCCAUUUCUUUGACGUUGGAUAUUCAAAACAAAACGAAGAAGCGACUUAAUAGCUUGUUCACCGUUGGUCAGCGUACAGAUGCAGCAGUCACACCAGAGGACAUUCUAUCAGCUCGAAACCUUGAAGGAAAACUUGAUAAGUUCACACUGUACCAUGAAUCUCCAUACCGCUAUGCCUGGGAUUUGUUGAUUAUGGCCAUGAUUCUCCUUGAUGUCAUUUUGACUCCACUCGCGCUCGGGUUUCACAUCACUCCAGUUUAUAUGGAUGGUUUAAAUGUCUGUGGCACAAUUCUUUUCGUGAUUGAUUUUAUUGUCCACAUCUUCUCGUCUUACACCGAUGAACGCGGGUAUCUCAUCUCGGGGCCCAAAAAGACAGCUACGAAUUAUCUACUUAGUGGAUGGGCUAUUCCCGACUUUCUCAGCUGGUUUCCGUUUGAGUUGCUUGCGUCUUCAAGCAAAGGAAGAGUGCUUAGUUUCACGAAAAUCUUCCGACUUGUGAAAGUGAGUCAUGUAGCACGAAAGUUCAACUCCGCCAAAAAGGCUGGUAUCUUACGAUUCAUUCUGCUGCUAAGCAUCGUUCUGACCAUUGUUCAUUUGCUGGCGUGCUACUGGAGCUGGGUGGCCUACGGUUGGCGUGCUCAUCUUGAUGAUUAUACAUUUGUUCCGCAAUCUUUGUUCGACGAGUACGUCUUGUGCUGGUCGCUAGUAAUUGGCUGCUUGAACGCAAGCCCCCCUGCAAUGUAUACUGCAAUUGAACAGAUCUCAGUGGCUUGUUUCAUGCUAAUCGGUAAUGUUCUUCAAGCCAGUGUCUUUGGUUCUGUUGCUGUGCUCAUUUCGUCUCUUGACGAAGAUGAGACGGCGUACAACAAAAAAAUUAUCUCAACGUCGGAACGGUGUCAAUUUCUGGGCAUUUCAGAUAAACUCACCAAGCGUAUUCGUGGAUACUACGAGAAUCUGUGGCGAGAAACUAAGAGUAUCAGUAGUGAUGCUGACGCAUUCAUUAAUGAACUUUCUCCUGCACUAAUAUGCGAAGUCAAAUUUCAGCUCUAUCGCGAUAUGCUCAAGCAAAUUCCAUUCUUAUCGGCUAAGACACUUGCGCCAGCGGUUAUUGAAAUGCUUAUUCUGCACUUGCGAACGAUCAUUUACACGCAGGAUGACGUCUUGAUACGCAAAGGUGAAUUUGGCGAUUGGAUGGGUUUUAUUGGGUCCAAAGGAUCUGUAGGUGUACUUGAUCCGACCACUGACACACGAAAAAUCAUCCGAAUCCUUCGGAAAGGAGAUUAUUUUGGUGAAAUGGCACUUUUACAGCGUGCAAAGCGUUCGACUACUGCCGUGGCUUUAACUUGGGUUCAAAUUCACGUAUUGUGUCGUGGGGAUCUCGAUAGUGUAAAAGAACAAUAUCCAACUCAAACCGAGAUUCUUGAACGUGAAAUCAAUAAGUACAUGCAAUCUAAAAGUCAAACUUUGCUUAAAAUACCUGCACCUGACAGCAGCAGCCGAAUGCUUGACUAUCUAUCCUCGACUGAAAAUGAAAUUCUAAAUCACGAAGAAAUUAGUCGCGAAGAAUUUGAGCGAUUUGAAGUGCGUCUUGACGAGAUGCAAAACAGUAUUCUGACAGUCAACAGUAUGCUACGCGAGCUGACUUCUUUGGUGUAUAGACAGCAUCAGAUAACAGUAAAGAAGAAGUUAAAGCAUCGACGUCAUAGUGAUACUGCGUCAGACAGUAUGCUCACACUGACUCCAUCGGUUAAUAGUUUAACCAACAAUCAGCGUCUCAGCAAUGCUGCGUCGCCUUCGAUUCCAGCGCUGGAAAGAAAGCUGAUCGAAACGCCAAUUGAUUCUUCCGCAGGAUUCGCUGGUUCCCAAAACGAAUCUCCGCAGAAUCUUCCAAGCCUUCAACCAACGAUUGGAGCAGAAGAAGAUCGUACAUUAGAGCACACGUUGCCUCAGCUUUCAAAAUCUGGUUCCAUUCAAGACCCAAAAAUAAAAAAGUUGAGUAUGCCAAUGGCUGUUCCGGACUUAGCACUGUCGUCCGAGUGGCUUUCGAAGAAGGAAGGAAGUCAAGCUUUCAUACCACAAGCGAGAUCGCAAAUCUCGUCCAAAAUAUGGCUGCCAUAUUCAGCUCGAAAGAGCAAAAUAUCACCCGCAAUCAAAGCGCCGAAGCUGACGAAGCUGGGUUCAGGAGACCGGGACUUGCUGAGUCGGCGCUUUUCUGUUAGCUCAAUUGAUAUGCCCAGUUCUCAAAGCUUGACACUCCGACAAUCGACAGAAAAUCUAGACGAAUGCGUAGAACCGGGUAUUACACCGGAGGAAAUUAUGUCUGCAAGAAAGCUUGAAGGAGAUGUUAGCCGAUUUACGCUUCGCCAUGACUCAGUAUACCGCACAAUAUGGGAUCUGUUGGUUAUUGUUCUGAUCAUACUUGAUCUUGUCUUCACGCCUCUUACCCUUGGGUUCAGAUAUUCGUCGGUGUUUUUAAAAUACUACAGCUCGUUGGAGUCGGUAGUAUUUGCAGCUGAUUUCUUUGCGCGGAUGUUUUCCUCUUAUGCGGAUGAACAUGGAAAUCUCAUUUCUGGACCCAAGCAAACUGCCACCAAUUAUUUGCUUAGUGGAUGGGCCUUGCCGGAUUUCUUAAGCUGGUUUCCCUUUGAAUUAUUCGGGAACUCGGCGCACAGCGAUGUUAUUGGAGUAUUUAAAAUUUUUAGAUUAGCCAAAGUAAGUCACUUGGCAUAUCGACUCAAUUCCGCCAAAAAAGCUGGCCUUGUUCGAUUUGUUCUUCUUCUUGGACUUGUGCUGACGAUUGUACACUUGCUAACUUGUUACUGGAGUUGGGUCGCAACAGGCUGGCGAGCCCACGUAAACGAAGGAAAUUUUAUUCCACAGUCACUCUUUGACGAGUACAGUCUUUGCUGGUCGCUUGUUAUUGGGUGUGUAAAUGCCAGUCCUCCGCUAAUGUACACCACCGCAGAAUUCAUUUCGGUAGCUUGCUUUAUGCUGAUCGGAAAUAUCCUACAAGCUAGUGUCUUUGGAGCCGUCGCAGCAUUAAUUGCAUCGAUUGACGAGAAGGAGGCAGCAUAUAGCAAGAAAAUUAUCUCGACAUCUGAACGUUGCCGCUUUCUUGGAAUAUCUGACGAACUUGCAAAGCGAAUUCGUGGAUAUUAUGAAAAUUUAUGGCGCGAAACAAAGAGCGUUAAUGCUGACGCUGAUGCUUUUAUCAAUGAAUUGUCUCCGGCACUUAUAUGUGAGGUAAAAUUUCAGCUUUAUCGGGAUAUGCUCAAACAAAUUCCUUUUUUAUCAGCAAAAACUUUGGCUCCAGCUGUAAUCGAAGUGCUCGUAUUACGCUUGCGUACAGUUAUUUACAUGCAAGACGACGUAUUAAUCCGAAAGGACGAUUUCGGAGAUUGGAUGGGAUUUAUUGGCUCAAAAGGAACGGUGGGGGUACUAGAUCCCAAUUCGAAAACAGUAAGAAUAAUUCGAAUUCUGUACAAAGGCGAAUACUUCGGAGAAAUGGCCUUGUUGCAACACAUCAAACGGAUCUCGACUAUGUUCGAGAGCUCUAUCCCACUCAAGCGGAGGUUCUUGCAAGCGAAAUGUCCAAAUACAUGA